Molecule: messenger RNA, 5336 nt
Organism: Bemisia tabaci
Lineage: Eukaryota; Metazoa; Arthropoda; Insecta; Hemiptera; Aleyrodidae
Source: RefSeq, a predicted model, not a curated record
GGAAUUCAUUCGGAAUUUCGGACUCCGAACAGGAUCAGCUAUUUUUUUUUAUGAGUCCUCUUUUUAGGUUUAGUUUUUCUGAAAUCUAUGUUCCUGAGUUAAAUAAUUGUGAGACCUCUUAUAAUAUGACUCCAUCGCCUUUGAAGUAUCACAAUAGUCUUUUUUUUAAUAUGUGUUCAUCAUGAGAACUACGCUCUCUCUUUCUCCAAUUUUAUGUUCUUUCAUGCUUGGGCCUUUGAAUAAUCUAAAAUUUACAAGUAGUAUUCGUUCAAGAUUAUCGUAUUGAUUGCGCUAGGCAGGGGGAAUUUCCUGUGAAGCAGUGGAUCGUGAGGUUCGAACUUGUUUCUUCUAUAUCAAUUCUUCUGAAACUGCUGGCACUCCUCCACCCAUCAACUUAACCCAGACAGAGAAUAGAAUAUUGCACAGCAUGUCGAGGAAAGGAGGUUCAAGCAUUGACUGCCUCCAGGAUGAAGGAUUUUCUGUUAGGAAAAAAGAUGCUAAAGCUAAAGAUGCUAAAGCUAAAACUAGACCACCUCCCAAAGUCACUAUCAAAAAUGCUCCAAAAGCUAAAGCACCUGCCAAAAUCACCCCUGCGAAAGUCGCCCCUGCCAAAGUUGUUGUCAAACAACCUGUCCUGGAUGAAUGGGGCUGCGCACCUCAAGAGCCACCAACAAAAUUGAAAUGUGAAAUGACCAAUUUAGACCUCUCAAAGGACUCGGUUGACUUGAUCUUGAACACACUGAAGAGAGCAAGAGGGCAGGAAUUUGCUGUGCCUGACGCCUCAUCUUAUAAAGACAAAGGGAAGAACCUGAACAAUCAGUAUUGGGUGGAUAGAGGGGAGCUCGUUAUCAAAGGCCUCAUAAAUUACGCAGACCCAAAUCGAAAGAAAACUACGCCCGAUCAACAAGUCCAUGCAUUUGCUGUAGCAAAACUGCACAAAUAUGGAUUCCAUGAGAAGCAUUGUUCUGAAGCAUUAACAGUCAGCGACUCAGAUGUUGGAAAAGCUUUUGAGUUUCUUUUGACCCAAUAUUUCCCCAUUAAACUCCCUGACCCUGAAUGUAAAGUGCCCCAAGAGCUCAUGGAUCUAAGAAGGGAUGAGUUGGACUCUUUGAAAUCCAUCUACGAGAAUCAAGUUAAUGAAAAAAUUACGAAUAAGCUGUGGACAGUCACGGUUGAUCUUCCAGAAAUCACGCAUUAUGUUCUCUUUGAAAAACUUGGACUAAACUUGAAAAAAAAGGCACCAGAAAAAAACCACCAUGUCAGGAAAAACGUAUGCCGGUUUUUUGAAAGAAAUCAACCCUGUAGGUUUGGCAAGAAUUGCAGGUUUGCACACGAACUUCCGAAAGUGGAGAAAGAGGAUGAUAAGCAAGUCACUAAAUUUGAAAUCGAAAUCAGGUUUCCUGAUGGUUGCCAAUAUCCUAAAGAACCGCCUUUUGUAACUGUAAUAGCAUUGAAUGAAAAUUUUCCCCCAGAAAUAUCCUUGUAUAUAUCAUAUUGUUUAUUUGAAGAAACUAUGAGAGGGGUUGAAUAUGGAGAGCCGUGUAUUUUUUCUCUUAUUGAUCUUGUCCACAGGCAUGAAGACAUAAUCCAUUUCCUAAAAACAAACUCUGUGAUAUUUCCUGAUAGCAUUAGUUCUUUGAUCGGUCAGAAUGGUCAGUUGUCUGCCAAAGAAUUAGAAGAUGAGCGCAUAAAGCCUCCUAGGCAGUCAAGAGUUGCUUCUGAAAAUCGAUCUGACUUCUGUGAUAGAGCAAAGAAUGACCUUAUUUUAAGACAGUUUCAGACCAAACAACAAGAUUUGCAUUAUAAAAAAAUGAAAAAUCAGCGGCAAAAUCUUCCAGCAUGGUCCAAGAAAGAUGAAGUUUUGAGUGCUCUAGAGAAACAUCAGGUUGUCGUCAUCAGCGGUGAGACUGGCUGUGGUAAAAGUACUCAGGUUCCGCAAUUCAUUCUUGAUGAUUGGCUGGAAAAACAGUGUUCAGACGAUCCCGAUACCAGUGAUCAUAUAAACAUUGUUUGCACACAGCCACGCAAAAUAUCCGCUAUUGGAGUGAGUGAAAGAGUGGCAGACGAACGAGCAGAAAGAAUAGGCCAUACUGUUGGUUAUCAGAUUCGAUUGGAAAGUCGCAUGUCUGCAUACACCCGUCUGUUAUUUUGCACAACAGGGAUUCUAUUGAGAAGACUAGAAAACGAUCCAUUACUGAACUCUGUAACGCAUAUUCUUGUAGAUGAGGUUCAUGAGAGAAGUAUUGAAAGCGAUUUUUUGCUUCUAUUUUUGAAAGAAAUGAAACCGCACAGACCUGACAUCAGAAUUAUCUUAAUGAGUGCAACGCUCAACUCAAAUCUUUUUGGUGAAUAUUUCAGUGGAGUUCCUGUGAUUCAUAUUCCAGGAAGGACAUUUCCAGUAGAUCAGUAUUUCCUUGAGAAUGUUUUGGAGUUGUGUCAGUAUCCAAUUGAGGAAAAUUCGGAGUUCAGUCGAAAAAUUGGAAAAUCUAAAGGCCGAGAAAUAGACGAACUAGAGGAAGAACUUGAAGUCGCAGAUGCUCUGAUAGAUAAUGGAUACUUACUGAAUGAUAGAUUAUCUGACGAGAGAUUGAGUUGUAGACAGUUGUUUUUUCGUUAUCAAGCUUUCAGCAAACAAACCAGAAAAAGUUUAUUUAUCAUGGACCCAGAAAAAAUAAAUUAUGAAUUGAUAGAAGCACUUAUUGUUCAGAUUACUGACCCUUCAUCAGAGUUCCCGCAAGAAGGUUCUAUUCUGGUAUUCUUACCGGGAUUUUUUGAGAUAAAGAGAAUGAUGCAAAUGCUAAGUGACAAUCCUAGAAUAUGUCCGCAAAGAGAUGAUGGAAGAUUCAUCCUUAUUCCUCUGCAUUCAACGUUAACAAACGAGGAGCAGGCUCAAGUUUUUAGGAAACCUCCAAGAGGUAAACGGAAAAUUGUCCUCUCCACCAAUGUAGCAGAAACUUCAAUCACAAUUGAUGACUGCACGUAUGUGAUAGACUCUGGUAGAAUGAAGGAAAAACGCUUUGAUCCGGACAAAAAUAUGGAGAGUCUGGAGCUUAUUUGGGUAUCACGUGCCAACGCCCUUCAGCGAAAGGGACGUGCUGGUCGAGUCAGGUCAGGCACAGCCUUCCAUCUCUUCACCGAGCACCGAUUCAACUGUGUUCUUGAUGCUCAGCCACUACCUGAAAUGCACCGAGCACCUCUUGAGUCAUUGUUAUUAAAUAUUAAGACCAUUCCUGUUUUGCAGGAUCGACGAAUUGAAGAUGUGCUGGCUGGAGUGAUUGAGCCGCCCCCACCUGACGUUGUGCAGUCCUCAAUGAUCCGGCUUCAGAAUGUUGGUGCAUUUGACUCUCAUAACAACCUCACACCAUUGGGUAAACACUUGGCUGCAUUGCCCGUUGAUGUGCGGAUCGGAAAGCUGAUGUUAUUUGGUGCUAUUUUUUGCUGCGUUGACUCAGCAUUGACAAUUGCAGCUAUUCUGUCACACAAAUCUUUUUUCAUUUCUUCAUUCGAUGACAGAGAGGCUGCUGAUGCAACCAAGAAGGAGUUUCUAUCGCAAAAUAGUGACCAUAUAACUGCCUUAAGAGCGUACAAGUCAUGGUGUAGUGCAACUAAACGCGGGCACCAAGCAAGUAGAAAUUUUGCCAGAGCGAAGUACCUCUCUUAUACAACCUUGACAGCAAUUUGCGAUAUUAAGGCUCAGUUUCUGGAGCUUUUAGCUAGCAUUGGCUUUAUUCCGUUUGAUAUUGGACGAAUCAGAAAACGGACAAAGAUAGACUGCAUCCUUGAAAUAACCGGAGAAGAGUUGAACGAGAACGGAAGGAAUGAAACUCUACUUUCUGCUGUGCUUGCUGCAGCACUUUACCCUAAUAUUGUCAAAGUCUUAACUCCUGAGAAAACCUAUACUCAUUUAUCAUCUGGGAGUGUCAUUUCCAAAACUCCUGAUGCAGCUGACUUCAGAUUUAAAACCAAGCAAGAUGGUUAUGUCAGUAUCCACCCGUCCAGUAUAUUUGCAAAGAAGAAUAAAUUCUCAAGUCCGUAUUUGGUAUUUCAAGAAAAGUGCAAGACCAGUAAAAUUUAUGUCCGAGACUGCACAAUGGUCAAAGGCCUACCUUUGGUUCUUUUCUGUGGCUCUGGAAUAGAUGUGGAGCUUCAUUCAGGAACUUUCGUGAUAUCAUUGGAAAAAGGCUGGAUCAUGUUUACUGCCAAGUCUCACAUGGUUGCUGAACUUUUGAAAGCACUUCAAGUAGAAUUGUUAGCACUUUUGAAUGAAAAAAUCAAGGAUCCAAGUAUAGAUUUAACCCAUCAUGCAACAGGAAAAAGAGUAAUCUCCACUAUUGUCCAUGUUAUUACUCACUCGUAGCCUUCUAGUAAUCCUAACACCCUACCAAACAGGGAUGAAUGAUAAAUUGAUGAAACAACUUGAGUGUUGGUUAGGUAAUUAUUUUAAGAUUUAUUUUGCUAAAUCUACUCUGCAAUAAAUCAAAGGUGAUUUAUCAAAUAAAAGAAAGAUAUGUAAUGAAAAUCGCCCAAUAAUGACUGUUAAUCUACCUCAACGAAGGAAAAGGUUGCAGCAUGCUGUUUCUUAAUAGACCAUUAGUAAAGUGUAGUUCUUUUCUUUUCUUUUCUUUUUUUUUUUAUGUAUAGCAUAUCCUUCAGUAAAGCAGCCUGUACAAAAGCAUGAGCCAACAGACUACAGUAACUGAUUGCAGGAUAGCUUUGUUAGGGACAUCACCAGAGAGAUAAUCGAGUUAUGUCGAUGGUUUCAUAUUUUUUUUUGCUACAUUUUUAGACAUUUUAUUUUUAACAUCAAGUACAACCUAAAAUGUGUCAAGGCAGUUUUAAUUAUAGCAUUGAAAGACACAAGUAAUUCCUAGACAGUCCUUGAAUACCUAUACGUGAAAAGUUUAUUUUUUUAUGAUAUCAUUGUAUGAAACGAUUAAAAGUUGAAGACAACCUGUGAAUAUGUAGCUUUAAGUAUUCAAUUUCAUCCACAGAAUGUACCCCUGUACAUAAUAUGAUGAAUGGUGAUUUGAUCAUCAUAGGAAAGUGAUAUAUAUGUAUAUAUACUGAUUUUUUAGAUCGGUACGGUUUGCUUGAUCGGUAUAAUUGAAAGAGGUUAUAUUAUUGUUAUUGUUUGGAUUCAAUUCAAUAUAACAGAAUCUCAAUGGUGAAGUCACCAUGAAAAGCGUCUGCAGCAUUGUGCGAUGCAGUUUGAAAGUUCAAUCCAGUUCCCUGUAAUUUUUUUUGUAUUUUAGUCAUUAAAAUUUAUGUUGAUCUGUUGAAAUACUUUUUGUAAAUUUAGAGACUUUUUAAAGUAAAACAAAUUUUGAAAAUUUGAA